CAAAACUCCGAAUUCAGAUCGUUACUGUGGCUGAACCUGAAACCUGUACCAUCAGUUUGCUCCAAAUUCUUGUCAAUUGAUCGAUCAAAACCUCUAGCCAGGUUUGAGCUUAAACUUUCACUUUGUAUUAGCAAAAUCAAAGGCGAAAACGAAAAGCGAAGCCAAACACAAGAAUAAGAAUGAUACUCCAGCUUCCUCGCCUGACAAAUUCUCUCAGAGAGCCGUUUGACAUCGAUGAAGCCUAUCUUCAUCGCAAGGCCAUUUUACAGAAUCUCCAGAGGCCACGCAAUUCAGCGAACUCGCUUGAUGAUUCAGAGCUUGCGCGGAAGAUCGUACAUCGAUGGGGAGAAGCUUCAAUAGAAGUGAGACAAUCAUACAAGCAGUUUAUUGGGGCUGUGGUGGAGUUGAUUGAUGGAGAAAUGCCCUCUGAGGAGUUUGUUGUGGUGGCAUUGACAGCUUAUCGACUUUUUGGUGGGCCAGCAGAGGAGGAUAAUGUCAUUGACAGAAACAUAAUUGUUGAGAAAAAGAUGGAAUUGCAAAAGUUAAUUGGUCUUGAUGUUUCUGAUUCUAAACUGCAAAAAGUUGCCUCUUUAGCGCAGAGGCUUUUUCAGUUUCAACCCAGGGAGCAUAGCGCUCCUCUUGUUUCAGAAAGCCAUGUAAAUGGAAGUGGUGAUGGUUUAGAAUUUGGUGCAGACCUUGUCUUCAGAGCACCAGCUCGAUUUUUGGUUGAUGGUUCUUUGGAAGUUGAGGAAUUAAUGGAGGAUGAAAGUACUGUUCCUUCUCCAUUUCAUGAUGGAUGGUACAAUCACACUAACGCUUCAAAUUAUCAUUCUGGUGCUGACGCACAAAACUUUAAUUUGAGUUGGCUGAGAAAUGCAUGUGAUCGAAUAGUUAGAGAAAGUAAUUCACAACUUUCUCGAGAUGAUUUGGCAAUGGCUAUAUGUCGAGUACUUGAUUCUGAGAAACCUGGUGAAGAGAUAGCUGGUGACCUAUUGGAUCUUGUUGGGGAUAGUGCUUUUGAAACUGUUCAAGACCUUAUAUCGCAUAGAAAGGAACUUGUUGAUGCAAUACAUCAUGGAAAGCUUGUGCUAAAAUCUGAAAAGAUUACUUCAAAUUCUCAAUCAAGAAUGCCUAGUUAUGGCACUCAGGUGACUGUUCAAACAGAAUCUGAAAAACAAAUUGAUAAACUUCGGCGCAAGGAGGAAAAGCGACAUAGACGUGGAACUGAAUAUGGGGCCGAAGGCGAUGUAUCUGCUACAAGUUUUUCUUCUUUACUUGAAGCAAGUGAGAAGAAAAAUUCAUUUGAUGACUUGAUUGGGUCUGGCCAAGGAUCAGUAGCAGUCACUGCGCUUCCUCAAGGAACUGUGAGAAAGCACUAUAAGGGGUAUGAGGAGGUUAUUAUCCCCCCAACACCAACUGCACAAAUGAAACCUGGAGAAAAGUUGAUUGAGAUAAAGGAGUUGGAUGACUUGGCACAAGUUGCUUUUCAUGGCUAUAAAUCUUUGAACCGUAUACAGAGUCGUAUAUUUCAAACCGUUUAUAACACAAAUGAGAACAUUCUAGUUUGUGCUCCUACUGGGGCUGGUAAAACAAAUAUAGCCAUGAUUUCAAUACUACAUGAGAUAAGACAACACUUCAAGGAUGGUUACUUACAUAAAGGUGAAUUUAAGAUAGUUUAUGUUGCUCCCAUGAAGGCAUUGGCUGCUGAGGUGACAUCAACUUUUAGCUACCGUUUAUCUCCUUUGAACAUGACUGUGAGAGAACUUACAGGAGACAUGCAACUUACGAAGAAUGAACUUGAAGAAACUCAGAUGAUAGUGACAACACCGGAGAAAUGGGAUGUCAUUACUCGCAAAAGCAGUGACAUGUCACUCUCAAUGCUGGUGAAGCUCUUAAUUAUUGAUGAAGUACAUCUUUUAAAUGAUGAUAGAGGCCCUGUUAUAGAGGCACUUGUUGCUCGAACCCUUCGUCAGGUGGAGUCAACACAGACAAUGAUACGUAUUGUGGGCCUUUCAGCUACGCUUCCAAAUUAUUUGGAGGUUGCACAAUUUUUGAGAGUGAAUCCAGAGAUGGGCCUUUUCUUCUUUGAUUCUAGUUAUCGUCCAGUGCCACUUGCACAACAAUAUAUUGGAAUUAGUGAGCAGAACUUUGCUGCUCGAAAUGAAUUGCUGAAUGAGAUAUGCUAUAAGAAGGUUGUUGAUUCGGUAAGGCAAGGUCAUCAAGUUAUGGUGUUUGUGCAUUCACGGAAAGAUACGGCAAAAACAGCUGAGAAAUUGCUUGAGCUUGCUCGAAAAUAUGAUGAUCUGGAGCUCCUUAGGAAUGAUGAUCAUCCAAUGUUUGGCUUAAUCAAGAAAGAAGUCAUGAAGUCCAGAAACAAAGACCUUGUCAAAUUAUUUGAAUUUGGCACUGGUGUUCAUCAUGCUGGGAUGUUACGUGCCGAUAGAGGUCUGACUGAGCGGCUUUUCUCUGAUGGACUCUUGAAGGUGCUUGUUUGCACAGCAACCUUGGCAUGGGGUGUGAAUUUGCCUGCUCAUACUGUUGUGAUUAAGGGGACGCAAUUAUAUGAUCCAAAGGCUGGCGGUUGGCGAGAUUUAGGAAUGCUUGACGUUAUGCAGAUCUUUGGAAGGGCUGGUAGACCUCAAUUUGACAAAAGUGGUGAAGGCAUCAUAAUCACCUCUCAUGACAAAUUAGCCUACUAUCUAAGAUUGCUGACUAGUCAACUUCCCAUAGAAAGUCAGUUUAUCAGUUCCUUGAAAGACAAUUUAAAUGCAGAGGUGGCAUUGGGUACUGUGACCAAUGUCAAGGAAGCUUGUGCAUGGCUUGGGUAUACUUAUCUUUCCAUAAGGAUGAAACUGAAUCCUUUGGCAUACGGGAUAGGAUGGGAUGAGGUUGUUGCAGAUUCUUCUUUGACUUUAAAGCUAAGAGCUUUUAUAACUGAUGCUGCUCGUGCACUGGACAAAGCUAAAAUGAUGCGGUUUGAUGAAAAAAGUGGCAACUUUUACUGUACAGAGCUUGGUCGCAUUGCAAGCCAUUUUUAUAUACAAUAUUCCAGUGUUGAAACAUACAAUGAAAUGUUGAGACGUCAUAUGAAUGAUAGUGAGGUAGUUGAAAUGGUUGCCCAUUCUUCUGAAUUUGAAAAUAUUGUUGUUCGUGAUGAGGAGCAGAAUGAGCUGGAGCAAUUGGCGCGGGCAACAUGCCCUUUAGAAAUCAGGGGUGGUCCCUCAAACAAACAUGGAAAAAUUUCAAUUCUUAUUCAGUUGUACAUAUCUCGUGGCUCUAUUGAUACCUUUUCAUUGGUCUCUGAUGCGGCAUAUAUAAGUGCAAGUUUGGCUCGUAUUAUGUGUGCUCUGUUUGAAAUUUGUCUGCGUAACGGCUGGUGUGAGAUGUCUAUGUUCAUGCUGGAAUAUUGCAAGGCUGUGGAACGCCAAAUUUGGCCGCAUCAACAUCCCCUCAGACAAUUUGACAAGGAUCUCUCAGCAGAAAUACUGAGGAAACUUGAAGAACGAGGGGCUGACUUAGAUCGCCUGUAUGAGAUGGAGGAAAAAGAUAUUGGGGCCCUGAUUCGUUAUGCACCUGGGGGAAGGUUGGUCAAGCAAUUCUUAGGCUAUUUCCCAUGGAUCCACUUAUCAGCUACUGUUAGUCCAAUUACAAGAACUGUUUUGAAGGUGGAUUUGGUGAUAACUCCAGACUUCACUUGGAAAGACCGUUUUCAUGGUACCUCACUGCGUUGGUGGAUAAUAGUUGAGGAUUCUGAGAAUGAUCACAUCUACCACUCUGAGCUUUUUACACUGACAAAGCGAGCAGCUGGAGGAGAGCCUCAGAAGCUUUCAUUUACUGUGCCAAUAUUUGAACCGCAUCCACCACAAUACUAUAUACGUGCUGUUUCUGAUUCUUGGUUACAGGCAGAGGCAUUCUACUGCAUAUCUUUCCAGAAUUUAACACUGCCUCAGGCUCGUACAUCACAUACAGAGCUCCUGGACUUAAAACCACUUCCUGUGACUGCGCUUGGCAACAAGAUAUAUGAAGCCUUAUACAAAUUUUCACAUUUUAAUCCCAUACAGACACAGAUUUUUCAUGUCCUGUAUCACUCAGACAAUGGUGUCCUCCUGGGAGCUCCCACUGGAAGUGGGAAAACUAUAUCUGCUGAGCUUGCUAUGCUUCGCCUCUUCGAUACGCAGCCUGACAUGAAGGUUAUUUACAUAGCACCUCUGAAGGCACUUGUCCGGGAGAGAAUGUCUGACUGGAAAAAUCGUCUUGUCUCUCAGCUUGGGAAACAGAUGGUUGAAAUGACAGGGGAUUAUACUCCAGAUUUGAUGGCCCUCUUGUCAGCAGAUAUCAUUAUAUCCACUCCUGAGAAGUGGGAUGGUAUCAGUCGUAAUUGGCAUAGUCGAAGUUAUGUCACAAAGGUUGGACUUAUGAUUUUGGAUGAGAUUCACUUACUGGGGGCUGAUCGAGGACCCAUCAUUGAGGUAAUUGUUUCAAGGAUGAGGUACAUAUCAUCGCAAACAGAGCGUGCAAUACGGUUCAUAGGUCUUUCUACAGCUUUGGCAAAUGCAGGUGAUUUGGCUGAUUGGCUGGGGGUAGGGGAAAUUGGACUCUUCAAUUUCAAGCCAAGUGUGAGGCCUGUACCACUUGAAGUUCAUAUUCAGGGAUACCCUGGAAAGUUAUACUGCCCAAGAAUGGCUAGCAUGAAUAAACCAGCAUAUGCUGCAAUAUGCACCCAUUCACCUACCAAACCAAUUCUCAUAUUUGUUUCAUCUCGUCGUCAAACAAGGCUAACAGCAUUGGACCUUAUUCAGUUUGCAGCUUCAGAUGAACAUCCAAGGCAGUUUCUGUCUCUGCCAGAGGAAGAUCUACAGAUGGUACUUUCUCAGGUCACUGACCAGAACCUGAGGCACACCUUACAGUUUGGUAUUGGGAUGCACCACGCAGGACUGAAUGACAGAGAUAGAUCUCUAGUUGAAGAACUUUUUGCCAACAACAAAAUUCAGGUAUUGGUUUGUACUAGCACAUUGGCGUGGGGUGUGAACCUUCCAGCUCAUCUAGUUAUUAUCAAGGGAACAGAAUAUUAUGAUGGAAAAACUAAGAGAUAUGUUGAUUAUCCGAUCACUGACAUCUUGCAAAUGAUGGGUCGCGCAGGGCGCCCACAAUAUGAUCAACAUGGGAAAGCAGUAAUUCUUGUUCAUGAACCGAAAAAGAGCUUCUACAAAAAGUUUCUGUAUGAACCAUUUCCAGUUGAGAGUAGUCUGAGGGAUCAAUUGCAUGAUCACUUCAAUGCAGAGAUAGUUUCUGGAACAAUAUGCCACAAGGAAGAUGCCAUACAUUACCUUACAUGGACUUAUUUAUUUCGUCGACUGAGUGUUAAUCCAGCCUACUAUGGACUAGAGAACACUGAAGCUGAAGGCCUGAGUUCAUACUUGUCUAGAUUAGUGCAGAAUACAUUUGAAGAUCUGGAAGAUAGUGGAUGCAUCAAGAUGAAUGAAGACAGUGUGGAGCAUAUGAUGCUGGGCUCGAUAGCAUCUCAGUAUUACCUGAGCUUCAUGACCGUGUCAAUGUUUGGGUCUAACAUAGGGCCAGAUACAUCUAUUGAAGUGUUUUUGCAUAUUCUCUCUGGUGCUUCUGAAUAUGAUGAAGUUCCUGUGCGGCAUAAUGAGGAAAUUCACAAUGAAGAAAUAUCCCAUAAAGUUAGAUAUGCGGUGGACAAGAAUCGACUAGACGAUCCACAUGUCAAAACAUAUCUGCUUUUCCAGGCACAUUUUUCUCAGUUAGAGUUGCCUGUCACUGACUACGGCACUGACUUGAAGUCAGUGUUGGAUCAAAGUAUACGAAUCAUCCAGGCCAUGAUAGAUAUAUGUGCUAACAGUGGGUGGCUUUCAAGUUCAAUCACUUGCAUGCACCUUCUCCAAAUGGUCAUACAGGGUUUGUGGUUUGAUGAGGAUUCUUCGUUGCGGAUGUUGCCAUGCAUGAACGAUGACCUUGUUGGCUUGCUAAUAAAAAGAGGAGUCUCCUCUGUUCAGCAACUAUUGGAUAUUCCAAAGGCAACUUUGCAAACCAUGAUUGGAAAUUUUCCUGUUUCAAGAUUAUACCAGGAUCUGCAACAUUUCCCUAAAAUUCAAGUGAAAUUAAGAGUUGAAAGGAGGGACAUCGAGGGUGGAGAAUCUCUCACACUGAACAUCAGAAUAUUUGUGACCAAUUCCCGGAAGAACUCAUCGAGGGCUUUUGCCCCUCGAUUUCCUAAGGCAAAAGAUGAAGCAUGGUGGUUAGUUCUCGGUAACACCUCGACCUCAGAAUUAUAUGCUCUUAAGAGAGUUUCCUUCUCCGAUCGCUUAAAUGCCCACAUGACGUUGUCAUCAAGCAACCCUCUCCAGGGGAUGAAAUUGACUGUGGUUUCGGAUUGCUACAUCGGUUUUGAACAAGAAUAUUCUGUUGAAGAAUUGGUUGAUCUCUGAAAUGGAAAUCAGUAAUAUGUAUGUAUGUGGGUAUGAUGCCAAGUUCUGAGAACGUGUAAAUUACCUUCAAAAUAACUACCAAGCUGGGGCAGUCUAGUGUUUAUACUGGAUUUUAUACACACACAUAUAUAUAUAUGUAGAGAUGUUUAGUCAAAUGUUUACUGUUUAGAUACCAAAAGUUGUGAAUGUCACAAUUUUUAUGGCAAAAUUUGUGUUGCAUUUCAAUAAAUAAUUAUUCUGACGACUCUUUAUUUGCUUGCA
Molecule: messenger RNA, 6710 nt
Organism: Mangifera indica (mango)
Lineage: Eukaryota; Viridiplantae; Streptophyta; Magnoliopsida; Sapindales; Anacardiaceae
Product: DExH-box ATP-dependent RNA helicase DExH14
Exons: 49
Coding region: 180-6449 (2089 amino acids)
Molecular function (GO): ATP hydrolysis activity; ATP binding; nucleic acid binding
Source: RefSeq, a predicted model, not a curated record